CUCUCUCUCUCUCUCUCUCUCUCGCUUUCUCUCUCUCCUCUUCAUUCUCUCGCACCCCGUAGUCGCACAACUUGGUGCGCGCGAUCGUUACUCCGAGAGAGCGCGAGCGAGCGAGCGAGCGAGCGAGUAGCCGCGCGCGGCAGGUGGAAGCGACGACGACGACGACGACGACGACGACGACGACGCUGUUUCAUCGCGACGACAACACUCCGUCGUAAUCAUUGGCAGAUGUGGAGUAGUGGCGCGCGCGCGAGAGUACCCUGUGAGCUCUCGCUGGGCGAGAAGGGCGAUCGCGAGCGUGAGAUUCGCGAUAACUCGCACGAGAUAACUCGCGCCGAGAUCUUGCGCGGUGCACGAGCAGUGACCGAGGAAAAUAGCCGGUGCUCUACACUAGGUGUCCUUAUUAUAUUAUAAUCAAGCGGGGAUCCUGGUCGAGGGAGAAUCCGAUCGUGGAGCGGAAGCUGCGAGGCGAGCGGCCGGGGAGAUUGCGCCGAGACCGAAGAGACGAGAGAGCCUGCAGUUCGAAGGGAAAUACGAGCGCGCAUAUCGCGGCGAGACUCGGGAUCAAUUGAGAAAGAGUUCUAUUGUAUUCCAACGACGAAAUCCGAGAAACGCGAAACGAGUGGGCGGUCGCGGUGCAGAUGCGAUGCGGACGAGAAGUCUGAAUAACAGUCGCAACGAAACGAGACGAGACGAGACGAGAGACGUUUCCCGAUUUCCGCGUCGACAUCGAAUCAAGAACGGCACCAGCCAGCAGAGCUGAAGAACCUGAAUAAAGGAUUACGCGCCUCUGUUGCCCGACAGCUCGACGGAAAUCCAGUAGCGAGAUAAAAUAGGUCAGCGAUACAGAGAGAAAGACAGACAGAGAGAGAGAGAGAGAGAGAGAGAGAGAGAGAGAGAGAGAGAGAGAGAGAGAGAGAGAAAGAGAGAGAGGCCGUGAUACCGCAGACUCCCCGAGCACAUUGCGACAACCUAAUCGAAGCGUCAUCACGAUAAGCGACUCUGCGAUGAAGUAAACUCCUCAACUCGAAACAAAGACGGACAUCCGUCAAUCUGUGAUACCGAGACGAGUCAGUCGCGACAGGACAGGCAGAGUCGGUCGCGCGGUGCGGCAGAGUUGUUGCGCAGGUAGUGAAUCUCUAAUCAACGGUAGCCUCGAGCUCCCCGUGGAAUGAACGGGCUCUCAAGCGGAUCAGGAUUACCGCCGGCGAAUUAAACCGCUUCAUUUCUGGAGGAAUCGGGAUCACGAUCGCGAUCGCGAGAGCACGGCUCGUGCGCGCGUAUCCGGUAACGAAAGCCGACGUGAACGUCAAUUGACACGAGCGCGGCUUGUAUCGGAGCCGGAUAAUCGGAGGGGGCAAGCAGGUCACUACGGAUCGCGCAGAGCUCGAGUCGGAUAGCCAUAAAUUCGAUAUCCAGCUCGGAACAGCCAAGACGACGACACGCCGUCUAGGUUGCGCGAGGCGUCCGCUCCAAGCUGCGAAGCCGCUCGUGCUCGACAACGCGAGUCGCGACAAGUCGCGACGGCGAACGCGAUCAGCCGGUCGUUGCACCUCGCCCGCUCGCUCCGGUAAAUCUCCGAACGUCUCUUCGCGAUAUACCGUUAGCACACUCACACACACACAUACACGCACGACGCACCGAGAGAUCGGAGCGGCCUCCGCGGCGCACCAAGAGGAAGGCGAGACUCGGUUCCGAGCGGACUCUCCGGUCUCGCUCUUCGAGUCGAAUCGGGGACGCUCGCUCGCGUCUAUUUUUCCCGCGAGAGGAUUCCGGAACAAGUCCGUGGCAGCUGCGUGUUGUUUCUCGCGUAGAGUUGGAAUCCAAGCUUGCUUCCCGUUGGACGUUGGGAAUAAGCGAAGAGAGGAGCGGGUGAGCUCUCGUCCCCUUGAUUAACUCGAGGACACACAUACGCCAUCCAAGCAGACACAGACACAUACACAUAACCGGAGAUAGGCUCGAGAGACAAGUGAGAAAAGUGCCGAUUGUGGUCGCGUGGGAGGAGAAGGGAAGGAAGAAGGAGAAGGAGAGGACAGUAGUCGGCCGACAAGAUCCGCGCCGUUAUGCGCACAUUGGCCGAAGCGAUGAAGCAUCGCGCGAUCAGCUGACUAGCCGGGCUCUUCGGCGGUCGCACCGCUGAUAAGAACACCACCGUGGACUCUGGGACCCCGCAGCGACGUCCGCCUGUCUGCUCUGUCAUGACGUUCGGCACUCCAUUCAACAGCGAAAAAUCGCAGUUCGCCGGCGAGAAUACCACUCGGACUGGCAGCAUGGCGGCCGAGGAAGGAAUGUUGGGCGGCGGCCUGGGCUCGAAACUGAAAUGUCCGACCCCUAUAUCGCGGUUAAGAGUAGAGAAGAUCGAGGGUGGCCUGAUGGUGGCUGGCGUAGUGAUAGCCGCAAACUGUCAGAUCGCUCUACCGGCGUUCGGAUUUCUCUUUAUGCUCGUCGGCGCCGUACUCACUGCUGCUUCGUACCGAGGCCCGGGCGAGGACGAGGACAAGAACUCGUACGCCGCACGAAUCGCCUUUACCGGCAAUUCCCGCAUUCUAGGGCCGAUCUGCAUAGUCGUGGGUGCCCUUAUGCUAGCGCUCGGAGUGUUGCUCUGCAUGUUAACGAGAAGGGCCAGGCGGAGGGAGCGCAGGGUGGGCUUUCACUGUCCGCUCCACGGGGACUUUUAUCCUCUAAGUCCGGUCCAAGGUAUCAAAAUGCUCGGGGUAUCCGGCAAGGACGUGAGCGGGUGGCCGAAGAUUCCGUGUCUGAAGGGCCGCGCGUCCAACAAGGGCGGAAGUGGCGCCGGAGGAGCGCACGCAGGCCCGCCGCAGUGUCCGCACUCCGUUCUAAGCAGCACUCGCAGCUCCGUCAGCAGCUCGCCUUUGAGCCCGUGUCCGACGCCCAUGCCCUUCCUGGUGACUUCGGGCUCUGUCAGUAGCGGCAUGGUGCAGAGCGUCGGCGCUAAUUUAUCGCCGGACCAAACAUUCGGAUCGAUCCGGUCGCUCUCGGUGACGAGAGAAGUCGCCAGCUUCCCCCUAUCGCGGACACCCACACCGCCUCCGCAGCACAGACCGUCGGCGCUGGCGAACCCCGAGGAGCUGGUGGGCGCCGUCGGUAGUCCGCUGCGAGAGGCCUCGCCGAGGCCGGAGGUGCGCGUGGUCGCGCCUUCUCACCGGCCACCGCCGUCCGCACUGGCCGCGAACGGCCACGCCGUCGCGACGGCGAACCGCAAGUCCGUCAGCAUACUGUUGCCGGAGCAGAGCAGCGGAUGACCCCAGCUAUUGCAGCAGCAGCAGCAGCAGCAGCAGCAGCAACAACAGCUGCAGCAACAGCAACAGCAACAGCACGGCUUCGUGCACCGUUGCGACGAGGAGCCACUCUCGAUGUAGGAUCGUCGGCUUGCAUAAUGAGGCGGUGGCGGCCACGACGACGACGACGAUGACGACGACGAAGACGACAAUGACGACGACGACGACGACGACGACGACGACGACGACGACUAGCUUCGAAAGUGACCUGUCCCGGUCGCAUGUUCUCCGACGACUCGCAAUCGUCCAGCGGCGACGAUUCGCCCGUCUCUCUCCCUCGUUGCGUCUCGUCGCCGCGACUGCACGAGCUCGCAUCGCGCCCAGAUUCCGACAUGGUCUUCGUACAGUGCAUGCGUGCGUGCGUAGGUAGAGAACGUGCGAAUGUGUCACCUGACCCGACCCGACUCGGCCCGCUUCCGACCUGGCUUGGCCUGACGCGACGCUCUCUCGGACGGGACGACGAGUGAUCGAUCGGUCGUCGACGUCGGCGCGCGGUCCGGCCGAUUUUUCCGCUCGCGCGCGCCGACAAUCGAACCGCGGUGUGAAGGUUCACGAAAAGGACGUUAGCUUCCGAUCGGCGACGCUGCACGCGAAACAACCGUUUCUCCCUCGCGAAGCGCUCAUGCACAUACGAGGACCCAAGACACGUACAUACGUACGAGGGUGCUCUCCGUUUAACGACACAAGCCGGCGCAGAUAUCCUUUUGUCUCUGAGGCAGGACUAUGCUCGUGGACGACGACUUGCGUCGCUAAACUUCGACUGGAAAGCGGAAUCUCGCGGUUGAAUCUGAUCCCGCGGUCGUCGAGACUCGCAGACUCCGAGGACGACGCGAGGAUCGGACAAGGUUGCUCAUUAUCAGCGUGCGGAGAAACUCUGGCGACCGCUGGGAGGGGGAGGGCGAGGGCGAGGGGCGAGGGGCUCGGUGGGCGCUUUUUCGUGCUGUUACGUGUGAAAAUUCGACGAGGACCGCGCGAUCGAUCGCGCCGCUCGCUUCCGCCUCUGCGUUAUACACUGGGCGUGAGUUAUCGAUAAUCUGGGGAUUAGCCAUCAACCGUCAACUUUGCAGUCACACCGGUGGGAAAUGAUUGGCGUUAGCGAGCGGCGAUUACGCGAUACAAAUACAGGGCGAGGUAAACGCAACCUCGGGGGAGGAUGACGGGACAAAUACGAGGUUGACUCAGGCAAGGCUCGUCGAGAGAGGAUACCAGCAGGUAUCCUCCGUAUAUUCGUAUCGCUGUAGUUAAUUAUCAAGCUCAUAUCGAUCUCCGUUUUAUACGUCAGCGACGAAAAUUGCGCACGUUCUGGUCCUCCUUCUUGCCGAAGACGCGCGAGUCGACGGAGGAGCGAGCUCUCGCGGCAUCUCCACCUCGACCGGUAACGCAACAGCGAGAAUUUAUCCUCCGGGAAUCACUAGAGGAUAAAUUCUUUUUAUAGCGCCGCAGGAUAAACAGAGUGUCGCGAUAUCUCUCCCGCUGGCAAUACUCACGCAAACUCGAAACUGCGACCGUACGGAAAUUCACCGCAUACGCAGGAACAGGAUUCGUCCCCUUCUCGCGCUCGGUCGAGGUGUAUUUUCAGCGAUGCCGCUCUCGCGAUCCGCGCGAACGCGUAGGAAACUACGAAAGGGUUAACAUCUGUGAGGGAGAGAGGGAGGGAGGGAGAGAGAAACGCAGACAUAUACUCGGUGCACAUGUUCUGCGCGCGUGUGUUAAUUAAGUCUCGGUUAUUCUCGGCUCGGCAUUCUCUCGUCGGAAGGGGGAGAGAGAGAGAGAGAGAGAGAGAGAGAGAGAGAGAGACAGAGAGAAGCGAGCGUCUUGAUUUGUCGGUGGCGACGAAUUUCGCGUAUCCGCCUCGCGAGACACGAGGAGAUUCGUCGGAGCUUCAUUCCAUUCCCAUCAAUUCGAGACAUUCGGCAAGUCUCCGUUUUGCGAUUGUUGCGAGUGCGAGAGUGUUAUUUUCACACGCUCAUGCGUGGAUAAGUGACACUCUCGAAUUUGCAGUGAUGUCCCGAGAGACGAUUUCUUGUCACCGCAUUUGCAAGAGAGAAAGAGAUAGGGGGAGACAGAGGGGAGAUCGAGAGAAAAUCAAUCCUCUUUGCUGUAAAUCGUUCUCCGCCUUCUUCCGCGUUCCUUGCCUUUUCUCUCUCUCUCUCUCUCUCUCUCUCUCUCUCUCUCUCUCUCUCUCUCGGAAGAAUCGAUAUCGCGAGAGCGUCGGAGAGCUCCGUUGAAUCCCAGGUAGGUGGACAACUAAGUAAGACAGACUGUGUAGAACGGAUCGUUGUGGCGACGUGUGCUGGCAGACGCUCGGUUCCGCCCGUCUAGACGGGCCGAUCGUUCAGUUUCGCGCAGGGGAUCGAGGUAGCGCUCUUAUUUUUAGUCCGGCCGGAUUAUCCCCGACCUCCGCACACAUACAGGUCGAUCCGACGGUGAGAUGACGCGAACGGCGUUUACGAUAAUGAGAUAAUUACGGGCUACGUGCUGAUGUUCCGACGCGACAGGUCCAUCUGUUUUUCGCCGUGCUGUUGUCGCUGAUUCUUGUCUCGACGACUCUUCUUUCGACUCAUUCGCGAUCUCGGGGUACAUUCUAAAGCUAUAUCGCCGUGUUUGUCGCGUUAAAUUUUUCAUAUGUUGCGAUAUCGCUGCGAUCAAGUCACGCACGAGCAGCUUAUGCGUAAUUCGCGGGAUAACCGAAAAAUGAGGAUACCAUAUUCUUUUAUCCUUCCUUUUUUUUUCUUGCGCGAAUAUAUCGCUAAUUCCGGGAACGUGGUUGCAAAGUAUCCGCUAAUAAUAAUCACUCGGAAUCGGGAGGAAGCGAGGAUCGGGCAGAACGACUGUAACGUUGACAAUCUACUUAUCAUAGGAAUAAUAUUCGUGCUGUAAGAAAAGGGAUUGAAAUUUCGAGGAGACGAGAGCCUGAACAAACGAUGAAACAAUGUAGUUGAAUUCUGCUGCGCGAAAGUUGGAUAACAUUCGACAGUCGCCGACAUAUCACGAACGAAGACGAGACGAGAGUGCAUUUGUAGACGAAAAAAAGAUGUCGCUGCGACGCCGCUGUUUUCGGCCGGUUACGAUACCAUACGCGAGGUAACAAUGUUUUCGACCGACUAAUUGAGAAAUCGUUAUCCUCGCCGGCGAAACGAAAGAAACAAAAAAGAAAAACAAACCAUUCCUAUCCCGCGUAACAAUCCAAUAUCUGCUGUCUUUUUCGAAACGAGCUUGUUAAAUCCCACCUCCACACUAGUGCGCACAAGUAUCGUCGAUCUCUUCGUUCUCGCGUGUCGGCUUCCUUCUGUUUUUCGCGCAACUCGAGCGUUUCGUGAUAAGACGGAAACGGGGUGGAUGGAGGAUGGGCCACGCGCGAAGAAACGACUUUCUCCCCGCGACGGGGAGAGGCGGGGAACAGGUUUUAUAACGAGCCACACACGGUCCUCAACACGGUAAUCGGAUUAAGUGCUUCUGAUGGAAUUGACCGAAACGAGAUACCGGCCUUUGCGACGCUAAUUAACACGUAUCACUCUCGUGACAUUCGCGGAAAAAACGGUAAACACAGACGGACGAGCGCGCGACGUGCAAGUGGACACGCGAGAGUUGAAUUACAGGAAGAAAACACCAUUUCGCGAUGGACGGAGUCGCGGCGCGCGACGAUAUACAUAUUUGUCCACCAUCGACCCUAAACUUGGCGAGAAAGGUAAAGAAGGGUCCAAAGGGGCGCUACAAGAGCGCGCAGCGUCGACUGAGAGCGGUGAAGAGGACUACGUACGCUUGAUCAUCUUCUCUUCCCUCACAUGUCGCGUCUGCGUGCGCGAAUAGACGGGGAGAAGAUGGUCCCGAAUGUCGCGACAUCGUUAAGCUUCUCGGUACGAUCGUCGAUGCAAAUCGACGGCCGCUGAAACGUCGACUGUAGUCGUUUGAUCUCGAGUUUUCACACACACGAAUGUAAUUUUUUUCUCGUGAAAUUGACGUUAUUAUCGACGAUAAAAAUGGUAAUGCAUCGAGUGCAUUUUCAAUGUCGUUUCGAGGUCGUUUUAGUCUCGGUUACAUCGAGGCGAUGUAAUUUAUUAUUACGUCGCGUUGUUUUGCGCGAAUGAUUUGUUUGCUCGUCGUCAAGUGAAGAUUCCCGCAUAAAUCGGUGAUAAUAACCUCACGCAUGCUUGUUGUGCGAAAAUGUGUGUGAACGCGCGAGACUAAGCGUUCUCGGGCCUUGUUAAUUAAGCUUCGGUCAUCGGGUGACGCUGCGCGGCUCGAGAUACACCCGUCGUACCGAGAAGAUUGGCAAACAUCGUUUAGGCGAAUUAAGAAAACGGCUGAAACGUAAUUUUAAUGGUUAGGAAAGGCAUCGAGUCCAGGCGAUACGAGAGAGAGAGAGAGAGAGAUAUAUCAAGGUGCACGCCAAGCUUAGAAUUACAAUAAGAGAAGCGCGUUAGCCGGGCGAUAUGUGUUAAGGGGUGUUCCGAUGGUGCUCCCUAGGAUAUAUAGCGUUAAUUAAAGACAUUAUAGAGAGAUUCGUCGAUAAGUAAAAGGAGAUCCUUACCGUAGGAGAGUUGGUGGGCACUAAUCGCGUAGCAUUUAAGAUUUCAAGCGUAGUUUUUAAGGCGACGCACGCGUUGAUGCUCAUAAUCCUCUGCCUGUCUCGAGAAAGAGAGAGAGAGAGAGAGAGAGAGAGAGAGAGAGAGAGAGAAAGAUUGAAAAAGGACGCGGCGACCGAUCGACCUCGGUCAACCGCAAUCAUCAUCGAGCAGGCAGCUGAGAUUUUAAGUAAGACUCUAGUCCUGUAAAUACGUAGGUAAAAACGAAGGUAUCGAUCGAAGCAGGAGAAGAGAGGAGAGGAGAGAAGAGGAGCGAGCGAGUUUAGGGGUUUUCAAAGACACAUCACACUUACGACUUUAUCGCAAGAAAUGAAGGGGUAUCGUUGACGGUCGCGAACGUACGCGUUUCGUAAGCCUGCGAUUGUAUCGCGCGAGAAGAGGAGAAAAAACAUUGUUGACUCUUGAAAAAGUGAGGAAUUUUCCAGCGCGUUUUAUUACACUGUAAUCUGUAAUAACAGACUCGCGUCUGUUUAUUACAGGUUCGAGGUAAUUAAUUUAUUGAGAACACAUUUAUUUCAGAGAACUUAUUGAUUUGUCGAGAAAACUUAUUUAUUACUGCAUUGGAAAUCAAAAUAAAAGUGCGUCUUCUCAUUAUAAUAAUUCGUCGCUACAAUCAGCCGAGUCGUCGGUGCAAAGUUGCUUUAAUAACACCAGCGUCUCGCACAAAAUCACUCUUUCAAGAGUUAACGGUCGUUGGACGUGCACUCAUCUUUCGCUCACCGAAGUCGUGAAUUCGCGAGUGGGGUUGCGCUAACGGGGCACGUCGUCGUCGUCGUCGUCGUCGUCGUCGUCGUCGUCGUCGUCGUCGUCGUCGUCGUCGAUGUUCGUUUUCCUUUUGCCAUACUCGGUCCUCAACAGCGAAACUUAAUUGCGAAGGCACUCUCAUCCCUUGCGCGUAGCAGCAAAGAUUAAUGUGGCGCAAUUAAUGGGCGAGACCGGCAUCGAUCGCGCGCGAAACACCAGCCGGAUGAACUUGCGAACUUUUGCGAAGUCACGGUUUCGAUUUCAAAGGUACACGGCGCAUAAUCCGAGGGAUUCGUCAUCGUCGUCGUCGUCGUCGCCGUCGUCGCCUACGUGCUCCGUCGUCCGUGCGCGUUAACGACGUGUUCACAAUUGCGCCGCGAGCGAAUCGAGAUAUCGAACCUAAGGGAGGAAAAAGUGCGCGAACGUCGCUCGCCCGGAGCGGCGCGUUCGCCGAGAGCUCGAAGCGAGGACACAUACUGUGAAGGACGCUUUCUGAUAUAUCCGACAAUAUAUUUACAUAUUAAUCGUAACGGUCUAGAACGCGUACUCGAUACCGUAGCUCAUUCAAUAGCAUUUGUUCGUGCUGUCGUAGAGUAUAUAACACGAUCGAGGGUGGAGGACACGCGACGAGGGGCUGCUUCCUCUCGCGUGUAGUGUGAGCGUGCGUGAGUGCGUGUGUGCGCGCAGGCGAUUCGCCGAAUCAUCUGAUCGCGAGUGAGAACGAGCAUAAAGCACUUUUGUGAUCUCGCUGUUUGACGCUUUUGGCAGCGGCGUAAGUCAUGUCUGCUUCGAGAGAGAGAGAGAGAGAGAGAGAGAAAGAGAGAGAACAGCCGGGGCGCGACGACAAAGGUAGCUGUCACAUUUUCUUUUCUUUCCUUUGUUUAUCGAUCCUUCAGUCUCUUUUUUCGAUGGAUUGUACGAUGAAACUUGCAGAGCUGAAACCCACGCAAAUUUAUCGAGAUAUUUAUUACGAGAAUAAUUAUAAUUGCUUCAUUUUUACAAUUAUAGUUACAAAUAUCAUUUUUUCGGUGCGUUCACGCAAGGAGCAGAAGGCACGAGAAUUUGACCGAAAGAAUUUCGAGAAAAGAAUUUGUCGCACGCAGCCGUUUGAAAUUGAGUUGAUUCGUCUCGGCUUGAACCGCCUCGAUUGAUCUCUCGCUUCGAAUUUUGCAGUGCAUGAUAAAAAAUCUGAUUACAUUAUGUCGUAUUCAUCAUAAUUCCGAAUGAUUAAAAAAUCAUCGCGUAGGGAGACUCGAGAAGACUCGAUUUACGCCACGAGCGAGCCAAAGCCACACAAACGACGUCUCUGCGACGCGGUGGAUCAUGAAAAGUGCGCUUUUGCGCGAAAGCGUGUGCCAAAAAGUAGGACAAGUCUCUUCUUGCGAGCACGAGGCGAGGCAAUUCGUACUUUUCCUUUUCUUUUCUUUUGCUCGCUUUAAACACCACCGACUUAUUCUGCACGGAAAAACGUGCACGUCGGUUCGGUACAACUGAUUUUCUGUUCUCCGGAGACCGCGGACGAAAACUCGGUUGCAGGAACAAAAAGAUCCCUGCUGCACGAGGUUUCUAUUCAGUCGAUUGUUCUCGGUUGUUCCAAGCGAGUUUGAAAGCAGAGGGGUCGUUUUUGAUUCAUGAGUUCCCGCCAGUUACACGAAUCGAGCCUUUUACCGGCUCCACCUUUGGCAUACUCCUCGUCAUGUCGCGAUCAUGCUCAAGGUGGAACCGCAAGGACCCAUAAGAGAAAGAGGAAGAGAAGGGAAGAAAUGACUCUCACAUGAAGAGUGUGAGUCUGAGCGAUGUCGCCUUGACAGCUCUCUCGGCCGUCAGCGCGACACAGCUCGGAUCGUGUAGUUUACUACGCUCAAGUAGAAGAAUAGAAAAGGGAGAAGGAGAAAGAGUCGAUUCCCUUCUCGCUCUGUUUCUGUCCAAUCGGUCGACCUGUUUCAUUCUCGCAAACGAGGUUAAUUUCCGAGCGAUGUUGAUUCGGACGAAUUGCUACGCGUCGGUGCGGCUCAAGGUCGGAAAUUAACGCGACUGUCGGCGCAUCCUUCCACCCGUGAUUACGAUUUGCGGAGGAGUGCACUGCGGUCGCCGACUUGCGAUCGGCGACCGCAGGAUAUUUCGGUUUAUGUUUAGGGUAUAAGACAGAGCGAGAGAGGGAGAGAGGGAGAGAGAGAGAGAGAGAGAGAGAGAGAGGGUGGCUGAGACUCAUAUUCGUUUCUUUUUCUAGGGCGAUUUGUGAUAGAACGCGUAGGCUCUCGCAAGCCAUAAGGGAUCAGGUUUAUGCAGCUGUUAUGAUAAUUACGACUUUAAUUCCCAUUCAUAGGAAGCCGACGAGCGGGCGGGCAAGCGAGCGAGCGCGCUGCUACGCGGGUUCACCGCUUUAUGUUUCCCGCAAUCGCCGAUCGUUGACGUCUGAGUCAGCAGAGUUGAGCCGAAGAAGCAGCAGCGCGAUGACACUUUUCUCUAUGAUCUAACACUCGAUCGUUUCGUGACAUUGAUUGGCCGCAAAAUUUCAAUGGGAAAUUCUCACAGGACGAUCGAGAAGUCGCCGCGAUUGGCGAUGAAGAAGAUCGGCUGUUCAGUUCUUAGCACGGACCGGAUAGAGAUUCUCCGGUCCACGUAGGACUUGAUUCAAUUUGGACCUUGUGAUUUCAUCUGUUUUUGUAAUUUUACACGCGGCCGAUUAUCGUGGCCGACGAAAAGUUAACCGUGCGUGUCCGACUUGCCUGCCUACGGGCUUCGCGUAAAUUAGAUAUAAGGGUGCAAUUUGUAGACCCGUCGUCCUGUCGUCGAGUCCUUCCCAACGAGGCUCGAGCGACACGCGUCCGUGGUGGUAUUUAUGACACACACACACACACACACGUACAUACACACAAAAGAUACACGCGUAUGAUUAAGGCGUAAUUUACAUCCGGAUGAGUUUUAUAGCUGUUGAUUAUAUAAAGAGGCUGAUUAAGUUUAGAUAUCGUUCCAAUGUACUCGAUACAUUUGAUAUAACGCAGUUAAAGACAUUCGUAUAUAGUGGACAUACGUUAAUUAUUAUUGUCAUAGACACACACAUUAUUAUUAUUAUUAUUGCUAUUAUUAUUAUAAUCUAACGUAAAAUAUCCGACGAUUUUACCUCCCCCGUUCUUUUUUAAAUCCCGUUCAACAGGAUGGAUGUGAAGGAUAACUAGAAUGUGUCACUGAUGUGUAAAACGAAGCCUCAACUGCGGUGAUUAAUUUCGGCUAAAUUCCGCCAAAUCAAAUCGUACGUAACGGCCGACGAAAUGAAAUUGGAGAAACCAAAAUGUAAUACAUUCCUCUGGCGAUUCUUAAACAUGAAAAAUGAAGCAAAAUUUGACCUAGCUCGUGUGUCAUUGCCGUGGUUGAGGGUCGACUUCCAUUUGGACAGAGAGAGAGAGAGAGAGAGAGAGAGAGAAUACAACGUACAGUGGAUGGAAAAGAAGCGUCUCUCACAUUUCUAUGUAAAUUACGAACAGAGUGAGGAGAAUCCUCCAAUUAUCGGCAUCGACACGAGACGUCUCCCGCUCGCGUUUGAGGCACUUUGCGGAGCUUUCCGCCGUAUUACGCGAAAUACGCGAAAGAUGGGCGAAUUUAUUGGAUCGCUCGGCGCCGCGCGAAUAGUCGGACGUAAUGAAAGUUCAAUUUCGCCGACCGAACGGAGCUGCGUCGUGCAACGGCGGGAUCCACCCGCGCGAUCGCCGAAUGGCCGACCGACGACAGCCGGCGCGGUUUUAUACGUUUAUAGCGAACGACGGUAAUAAAAGGGAAGCGGUUGUUACCUAUACGGCCUACACGUAGAGACAUAAGGCGUGUAAAGAAAAAAAUAUGAAACAUACGACUCCGAGUCGCCGUACGCUCUCACGCAGCUCCCGCUUCGGCGCCCUUUCGAGACGCACGUAGGGCGAUAGUACUUACAGUGCGAGACAGAGAUGUCCCCACAAGGUUGGGGAGAAGUGGCAAGAUCCGCCGCCGAAACAGAAGAGAAUGGCUAGAGAAAUCCCUCACUGUCUCUUUCUGUCGCAAACGGAAGUGAGUCGCGGGGUGAGAAAGAAAGGUAGAGGAAAGAAGAAAAAUGACGAGAGGAGAGACCGACACGUUCACACGCGCUUGCGAAAGUGAACGCGAUGCGAACGAAUCCCUCCCCCUUCCCCCAUCUCCUUUUCCCUCCCGCCUUUUCCGCUGGCAUUUUGCAAAUCUCCGUCGAGAACGAGACCCAGUUAGCAUUAGCGCGAGAUUGUCGCGGCUGUAUCAUCAUCCAUAAUAAUCGUCUCAUCGUUAUCGUUAUCGCUACUACAAUUGCUAUCGUCGCUGUCCGUCGUUACUACUAUUACCUCUGCCCCCUUCCCCCUCCAACCCGCCCGCGCCAACCGGUUUCCCCAACCCGCAUCUCCAACUCGACGCCGAUGAGUCAGGUAGUACGCUCUAAUUACUCGAUAAUUCUGUGUCGAUAUACACCUAAUUGUAUAUUACGAUGAUCACUGUGUAAAGACUUGAAAUUCCAAUAUAUAAUAAUAAAUCGCUCUUCA
Messenger RNA from Harpegnathos saltator (Jerdon's jumping ant), 13164 nucleotides. RefSeq lists its product as uncharacterized. The coding region runs from base 2199 to 3263 and encodes 354 amino acids. Lineage: Eukaryota; Metazoa; Arthropoda; Insecta; Hymenoptera; Formicidae. The transcript is spliced from 6 exons. The record is from RefSeq and is a predicted model, not a curated record.